This is a messenger RNA of Gallus gallus (chicken), 9470 nucleotides long. RefSeq names its product zinc finger E-box binding homeobox 1 (gene ZEB1). The coding region runs from base 4857 to 7547 and encodes 896 amino acids. Gene Ontology annotation, molecular function: RNA polymerase II cis-regulatory region sequence-specific DNA binding; DNA-binding transcription factor activity, RNA polymerase II-specific. The transcript is spliced from 9 exons. Gene Ontology annotation, biological process: anatomical structure development; regulation of transcription by RNA polymerase II. Lineage: Eukaryota; Metazoa; Chordata; Aves; Galliformes; Phasianidae. The record is from RefSeq and is a predicted model, not a curated record.
GUGGGUGGGGGAGCCAGAUGACAAAAGGCCCAGUUACCUUUACAGUUUGUCUGCUGUACCUCAUGCACUUUGUUUCAGAAGAAAAGCACCAUUGAGAGACUCAUAUAAGGAGGCAGUCUUUCACACAGGGCUUGUGGGAAAUUUCUCUCCAACUUGUGGGUUUUCAGCUUGUCUAGAUUUACCUUGCACAUUCAGAGACAGCCCGGAACGGCAUAGCAUUUCUGCACGGGGGAAGAAAAAGCACAAACCACACCUGUGGGGGUGAGCUUUAUCUAAUCUGACACUUAACCAGUAUUUUCCAAUUUACACGUGUGCUUCCUCGGGGCUUUUCUAUUUACUUUUAAAAAAAUUGAUUUCUAAUUGAAGCUGUUCAUUGUUUCUUAAAAAAUUCCAAGCUAGGAGGUAUCUUGGCCUUUUUUAAUUUUAGAGCUUAAAAACAACGUUAAGCAACAAGAUUUGGUUUUUUUUCUUAAUUCAGUUUAGUAAGACUGAUUUUGGAAACAUUAGUGUGCUUCUUAUUUUUAAACUAGACCUGGAAACUUUCUUCUGUGCUAAAUCUUCAGUCACCUUCAGCUUCUUCCAUGCAUCUCACCGUUUACUUUUCUUUGUCUCAGUGGAUAAGCGCUUAAAAAGUCCUUUGCUAUGCUUGAAAACAAAUCUGCUUUGCUUUGCUCAGCACCCUGUUUUUGGAUUUGAAGCCCCUUUUCUGCAGGCUGGCAGAUGAGCUGCUUUGUUUUGGGUGGAGCGGAGGGCUGAGGCCACCUCUGGGUGAGCAGGCCUGGGCCUGGCUGUGGUGUCAGCGCCUAGCAUGGCAGCGACUGAACAGAGCCCUCGGCCCUGCAGCUGGCAGCCCGGCUAUGAGCUGUGAUUAACAGGCUCCAGCUCAGCUCAGUGCUUCUAAAAUGAAACAGCUGAGGACUGGGGCCAUGGCCACCUAAGCUGUGUGCGCUGCGAAGGAGGAAGCUGCUGGCAGGAGGGCAGAACAGGUCUUUGGGUUGGGAGGUAGCCUGACAGGGUUUCAGUAGUAGCUUUCUUUGCCUGUUAGCUUUGUCCUUUGAAACUGUGCGUGUGUGUUGGAGAAAUUUCCAGCCUCCAGCCUGCUUGGGGCUGCUAAUAACUACUUCAGGAAAGCAAUUCCACGGAACUUGCUGUAAUGAACAAGUUUGGCUGCUCUAAGGAAUAAGCUUAGUCUCUUUGUUAAACACUGUCAAGAUGAUUUUGCUCAGUAUCUCAGGCUGAGCAGUGUGGUUUGUUGUAGUGUUUUCUCCUGCUUGUUCACCCUCCCACUUCACGUCCCAACCUGCCAUUCUCUGCUCCUUUGGAUCUUGCAUUUUCGUUUGUGACUGUCACAAACCUGUUUGCGGAUGUAUACUCAGUGUAGUGUUUUCCUUGCAGGCUUAGUUUAGCUGUAUCAUGUUGAUGACUGAAACAACUUAAAAUUCCCUUGCUCUUGUGAGCUGUAUUUAGACUGCAUACAAAUAUUAUAUGCCUCUUUUUUUCACUGCUUCACAUCAUAGCAAAACUCUGGAAAAAUUCCAUCAUAUGUGAGUGAAACUGGUACAUAAUUUGAGCUCUCUUGAUAUUUGUUUCUAAAUACCAGACAGACCUAUGGUUGUAUUGGUCAAAACUAAAAAAUAGCAGUCAAGUGUCCUUUAUUGCAAUAUCAAGUUUUCCAAUUGGUAAUUAAGCUUUUUUUUAAAAAAAAAAAAAAAAAAAAAAUACCACUUUCACUCUUACCACUAGCUUUUUUCCUUUUCUUUCUGUCUUCCUCCUCUUCUGUCAGGCUAUGAAAGUACAUCUUGUGUAAGAGUUGUUGUGGUUGGUUUUUUCCUCUUUUUUUUUUCCUUCUGUUAGCUUUCUCAAGGCUACUUCAGUCUUGAUGUUAAAGAAGGUUUCUCAGUAACUCAUGUCCCGUUGGCUUGUCCUGUUUGCUGCCAAAUGUGGUGUAUUCUCUUAUUUUCUAACUUUAGGGCUGUGAAGGCAGAAUUUGAGGAAGCAGCUCUGCCAGCUGUAAGAUGAAGCUGUUGAACUGGAUGGGUAAUGUUGAAGGAAACAAAGCUGCAGUUGCAUAUCUAGUGCUAAGCAGUGUGUUAUUAGUUGCUCUUUGGGCCUUCUGAAGACUGUUAAAGUAACUGUUCUUCUGCCAGCUUCAAGGUGGGGUGUGCAGUGGAGAGAUGAAGCUGUGGAAGAAACUUGUUGCAGAGCAGGGAACAAUCAAUUAUCCUUACUAAGCAGUGUUUCCUUUAAGUGAUAUGAAUGUGAAGGGAGUAACAGGUCUCAUUUUCAUACAAUGCUAAAACCCAAUCAUAGAAACAGCCAGACAGUCUAGCUGUGUGCUGUUGAUGUAAUUUAACAGUCAAUCACAAAUACAGUUUAAAUAGGCAGCUAAAUACUUUAACACUACUAACAGUUGACCAUUCAUGAAUGUAUACUUAACAUAUCUGAUCUUAUAUUCCAUUUACUGUCUUUAAAAAAAAAAAAAAAAGCCUGGGUGAAUAAAUGAACUCUAAUGUACCUUAAAGGCUGUCUGAUUCAGAGUAAUUUAAACCAUAAAGUCAUGAGCAGAAAUGUGUUCAAAACAGAAGUUCCUUGCAGAAUAGGCGACCAGUAGCCUGACAUGGAGUCCACCCCUGCAUCUUGCCUCAUCUGAGUCUUUGUUCUGCUUUUGAAAGCCUGUCUUCCUGGACCUGAAGUCUACAGGUUUGAAGCUUUCAUAAGUCUGUAUUUGUAGUGCUCUGCACUACUAAUUGUGGGGCAGUUUUGAAGGCUUGUCUUUUUUCUUUUUUUUCUUUUUUUUGGGGGGAGGAGGGUGGUGUAAUAUAAUGCAAGUAGUUAAAAGGGGAUGAAAGACAAUCUAAAUAAUCAUGAAUUUAUGUGCUUAGGUAAACUAACAAAGGUUGCUACUGGGAAUGACUUGACAAAGUGUUAAAUGAAGGAAAUGUAAUUCUAUUAAGCAAAGGCUUAAGGAAAGUAAUAUGCCUGGUGGCCUUGAUGAAAUCAUAGUAGAACUGUGGAAACAACUUCUGUGAGACUUGAGCAAGACAGAAUAAUGCAGAAUCAGUGUCAUGUGCUUUAACAUGUCUUACAGCAGUACUUCAUUCAAACCCAUUGUGUAACGGCUUCUUGAAUUUGUACUUUCACAUCUUCAUUUUAAUUAUUGUUUAAAAAUAAUCCUUAGUCAGGUUGGCAGGCAACCCAAUGUAGAAAGAACUGAUCAACUGUUAGGAGAGGUGUGCUGGUUACACUGGAAGAUCCUGAGCACUAAGAAAGCUGAGUGCAGAUGGGCACUGGAUAGACCAACUAUUGACCUAUCAAGCAUCAGUAAUGUAGGCUGUGGUUUUUGGUCUGGCCUUUCCUGAGGUUGAGUGAUAUUGUAUGACUGAUGUAGAAACAUAUUAGGCUGCAUAAUGAUUGAACAUAUGGGCCCAGCAUUAUUUUGUAGACAAACAAUUUAUGCAGCCCUUGGUUCUGUAAAUGAGUAGGUCUGCAGAAGGUACAGGAUGUGGAGAUUAUCCCCUGUGCUUAUUUCAUCUGACGGUUGGGACAGAUUAAGGUCUGUGUACAACAGUUCAGGGAUGUGGUGCCUUGUUUGGAGGCUGUCACGUUGUGUCUGAGCAUGUCCUAACACAAGUUUGCCUGGGUUCAGUUGUAUAGGAUAUUUUUUUGUUCAAAAAAUUUUUCAUCCAACCUUUCCUUAGCUUUAGUUUAUAAGUCCAGGCUCGUGUACGUACAUACAGCAGCAGUGAACAAUGGAGCACCAUUCUAAUGCAAUUCCUUAUCAGCCCUUCCCUGCUCACAGAGCUCAUGAAUGAGGGAUGUUCUUCCUGACCAGUUGUGUGCUGGAAAUCGUUCAGAUGUGUUGCUAUUUUUAAAGACAGCCUUUGUAGGGCAGAGUCCCUCCCUCCUUAAGUAUAUCUAGAAACCAUUUGCUUUUCAUGCAAACUGAAACUUGUACGGAACGUAGCUGAGGAAUUCAACCAGUGUGCUGUGAGUGGGCUUUCUUACGCUGCCUUAUUUCGUCCUGAGAGUCCAUGUUUGGAAAAGGGAUUUUGAAGGGCUGUUCUCCCAGCAGUUGCUUACAGCAUGUGUGUGUGCAGCCUAUCAGCGUGUCUUGUACCUUGGCUGUAUAAACUGUAGGGCUGGCUCACAGACUAAAGCAUCUAAAUUUAGAUGCCAGGGUGUGAGCUCAUUGCCCGCACUCCCAUUAUAGUCUGCGGAGACCUCAUCAGUGGACCUGAAGAGCUGCUCAGCUGACUGAAUUCACCAAUUACAAUAACGUGAUAGAAGCAAACUCAGAUUCAGAUGACGAAGAUAAAUUGCAUAUAGUGGAAGAAGAAAGUAUAACUGAUGCAGCAGACUGCGAUGCAAGUGUGCCAGAAGAUGACUUGCCAACAGACCACACCGUGUUACCAGAAAACAGUGAGAGGGAAGGGAGCACAAACAGCUGCUGGGAAGAUGAAGGAAAAGAAACAAAGGAAAUCCUGGGGCCUGAAGCUCAGUCAGAUGAAGUUGGAUGUACAGUAAAAGAAGAUGAAUGUGAUUCUGAUGCAGAAAAUGAACAGAACCAUGACCCUAAUGUUGAAGAAUUCCUUCAACAAGAAGAUACAGCUGUUAUUUACCCUGAAGCACCUGAGGAGGACCAGAGACAAGGCACACCAGAAGCUAGUGGUCAGGAUGAAAAUGGAACGCCCGAUGCAUUUUCCCAGCUGCUCACUUGCCCGUACUGUGACAGAGGGUACAAACGCUUCACCUCUCUGAAGGAACACAUUAAAUACCGCCAUGAAAAGAACGAGGAUAACUUCAGUUGCUCCCUCUGCAGUUACACGUUUGCGUAUAGAACACAGCUGGACCGCCACAUGACGUCGCACAAGUCGGGACGAGAUCAGAGACAUGUGACGCAGUCCAGUGGUAAUCGAAAAUUCAAGUGCACUGAAUGUGGAAAAGCUUUCAAAUAUAAACAUCAUCUAAAGGAACACCUACGAAUUCACAGUGGAGAGAAGCCAUAUGAGUGCCCAAACUGCAAGAAACGUUUUUCCCAUUCUGGUUCAUACAGCUCACACAUAAGCAGUAAGAAGUGUAUUGGUUUGAUGCCCGUGAAUGGUCGAGCUCGGUCAGGGCUCAAGACGUCUCAGUGCUCCUCCCCUUCCCUUUCUGCAUCGCCCGGUAGCCCAGCAAGACCACAGAUACGACAAAAGAUAGAAAAUAAACCCUUGCAAGAGCAACUUCCUGUUAACCAAAUUAAAACUGAACCUGUGGAUUAUGAAUUCAAGCCCAUAGUGGUUGCUUCAGGAAUUAAUUGUUCGACCCCUUUGCAGAAUGGGGUUUUUAGUGGUGGUAGCCCGUUGCAGGCAACCAGUUCUCCUCAGGGUGUGGUGCAAGCUGUUGUUCUGCCAACAGUGGGUCUGGUGUCUCCCAUAAGCAUCAACUUAAGUGACAUUCAAAAUGUACUUAAAGUGGCAGUGGAUGGUAAUGUAAUAAGGCAAGUAUUGGAAAACAAUCACGCUAAUCUUGCAUCCAAAGAACAAGAAACAAUCAGCAAUGCAUCUAUACAACAAGCUGGCCAUUCCCUCAUUUCAGCUAUCAGUCUUCCUUUGGUUGACCAAGAUGGGACAACCAAAAUUAUCAUCAACUACAGCUUGGAGCAGCCAAGUCAACUUCAGGUUGUUCCCCAAAAUCUAAAAAAAGAACAUUCUGUUCCUACAAACAGUUGCAAAAAUGAAAAGUUACCAGAAGAUCUUACGGUGAAGUCUGAGAAAGAUAAAAACUUUGAAGGAGAGACCAACGAUAGCACUUGUCUUCUUUGUGAUGACUGUCCAGGAGAUCUUAAUGCACUUCAAGAAUUAAAGCACUAUGAAACAAAAAAUCCUCCUCAGCUUCCCCAGUCCAGUGGAACAGAAGCUGAGAAGCCCAGCUCCCCUGCCCCAUCAGAAACUGGGGAGAACAACUUAUCUCCUGGUCAGCCACCCUUAAAGAACCUUUUAUCGCUCCUAAAAGCAUAUUAUGCAUUAAAUGCACAACCAAGCGCAGAAGAGCUUUCAAAAAUUGCCGAUUCCGUGAACCUACCACUGGAUGUGGUAAAAAAGUGGUUUGAAAAAAUGCAAGCUGGACAAAUUUCUGUGCAGUCUUCUGGACCAUCUUCUCCUGAACAAGUUAAAAUAAGCAGUCCCACAGAUAACGAUGAUCAAGCAGCAACUACAAAUGAGAGUGAACCCCAGAACAGCACAAACAACUCACAAAAUCCGGCCAAUACAAGUAAAUCUCAGACUUCAUCAGGGGGAUCAACUCAGAAUGGUUCGCGCAGUAGCACGCCAUCCCCAUCACCACUAAACCUUUCUUCAUCAAGAAAUUCACAGGGUUAUACGUACACAGCAGAGGGUGUACAAGAAGAGCCACAAAUGGAACCUCUUGACCUUUCACUACCAAAGCAACAUGGAGAACUGUUGGAAAGAUCUACCAUAACUAGUGUUUACCAGAACAGUGUUUAUUCUGUCCAGGAAGAACCUUUGAACUUAACUUGUGCAAAAAAAGAACCACAAAAGGACAACAGUAUUACAGACUCUGAUCCUAUUGUAAAUGUAAUCCCACCAAGUGCCAAUCCCAUAAAUAUUGCUAUACCUACAGUCACUGCCCAGUUACCUACAAUUGUUGCCAUUGCUGACCAGAACAGUGUUCCAUGCUUGAGAGCUCUUGCUGCCAAUAAGCAAACCAUUUUGAUUCCCCAGGUGGCUUAUACGUACUCUACUACAGUUAGUCCUGCAGUUCAGGAAACACCACCAAAACAGACCCAAGCCAACGGAAGUCAGGACGAAAGGCAGGACACUAGCUCAGAAGGAGUAUCGAAUGUAGAAGAUCAAAAUGAUUCUGAUUCAACACCCCCAAAGAAAAAGAUGAGAAAGACAGAAAAUGGGAUGUAUGCAUGUGAUUUGUGUGACAAAAUAUUCCAGAAGAGCAGCUCAUUAUUGAGACAUAAGUAUGAACACACAGGUAAAAGACCUCAUGAGUGUGGAAUCUGUAAAAAAGCCUUCAAACACAAACACCAUUUGAUCGAACACAUGCGACUGCAUUCUGGGGAGAAACCCUACCAAUGUGACAAAUGCGGGAAGCGCUUCUCACACUCGGGGUCGUACUCUCAGCACAUGAAUCAUCGCUACUCCUAUUGCAAAAGAGAGGCAGAGGAGCGUGACAGCACAGAGCAGGAGGAGGUGGGACAGGAGGUGCUCAGCAGCGAGCAUGCUGGUGCCAGGGCAUCGCCAUCGCAGAUCGACUCCGAUGAGAGAGAGAGUCUAACCAGGGAAGAAGAGGAAGAUAGUGAAAAAGAGGAAGAGGAGGAGGAAGAAAAGGACGUAGAAGGACUUCAGGAAGAAAAAGAAUGUAGAAAACUACAAGAUGUAGAGGAGGAAGAAGAAGUAGAAGAAGAAGAAGAAGAAGAGGAAGGGAAAACUGAAGGUAACAAGAACGAUGAUGUUGUAAAUCGAGCAAGCAAUGCAGAACCAGAAGUUAUACAGAGCAAUGGGCAGGUGUCAGAAGAAAAAACAAAUAAAGCUUAAAUGAUAGUUUUUUCUAUAUGGAAAAAAAUAAAUCAGUAAUGAAGAUCGUUCUAUAUUAUACAUGCUUUUCAUGGAAACACGGUAGCCUGCAUACUGUGAUUUCUGUUCACUACUGUGUAAAAAAAUAUAUAUAUAAAAAAAAAGAAAAAAGAAAAAAAAAAGAAAUCCAGGUGUGCCUGAACCUCAAACUUAGUAAUUUUUCACACAGUUUUCAAAGUUAGGAACAAGUUUGUAACAUGAAGCAGAUUAGAAAAAUACAGUGACUCUGGAAGCAAAGGUUUAACAGGUUGUAGGAAACCUGAUUUAUUAGACAAGCAUCUGGCAUUGUUUGUUUUAUCAGUAUUAAUUCUCAUUCUUACGUUCAUUAAUUUUUAAGCUGUACAAUUGGGAGAGAUUUAUAUGAUUUUUUUUUUUUUUUUAUGGCAAAACAUUUCCUAAAUCCGCUUCAGUAUUUUAUUAUGUUUUUAAAAUGUGAGAACUUCUGCACUACAGAAUUCCCUUCUGCAGAAACCUCUAACAGUGCUUGGCUACCUUUGUAAAUUCAACCUAGAAGGUAGCGGUUAUAACAUUAGAUGUUGUAGUAGAGCAUAUUAUCAUUUAAAGUGUAUUGUUAGCCUUAAGAAAGCAGAUGAUAGAAGAACUGAAGUUUCUUACUCAUGUGGUUAAAAAUGUAGUUGAAAAGAUUGUUGUUGAGUUCUGAUUGCAGGGACUAACAGUGUUAAUACCGGUAAGGACAGCAAAGUCGUCAAAAUCAGUGUUUGUAAUUGUGUUUUGAGUAUGUAGUAACAAUAUGAAGGAUAUGAUAUGAAGCUUUGUAUCUCCUUUGGCCUUAUGCAAGACCUGUGUGCUGUAAGUGCCAUUUAUCAGUAUUACAAAGGCUCUCACCGGCCUUUCUCCAAUGCGUGGCCUACAAUAACUAGCAUUUGUUGAUUUGUAUCAAACUUCUAAUCUAAUCAUGGGGGAAAAAACACUCAGCCAUCAGAGAAGUAAGAACACUGGUAUCUUUCAUUAUUUAAUUAUUUGGUGGUAUUUUUGGUUAAUACCUGACUUGCAGAAUUUCUCUACGAUAAUUACAAGGGAAAUUUUCUAAUCUGCUUUAUUGCUUUAUCAGUUUACUUUAAUUUCAGACACAUACAUGACAUGUUAUCUGGCUCAUAAGUAUUUUCAAAUGUUAGUUAUUAUGGACCCCAUUUAUUAACAAUGUUAGCUGAUUUUUACCUAUCAGUAUUAUUUUAUUUCUUUUAGUUUAUAGAUCUGUGCAACAUUUUGUACUGUAUGUCUCCAAACCUGGCAGUAUUAAUACCCUUCUUACUGACAUAUGUACCUUUUUAGUUUUAGAAAACUUUUAUAUUUAUGUGUCUUAUUUUUAUAUUUCUUUAUUUAUUACACAGUGUAGUGUAUAAUACUGUAGUUUGUAUUAAUACAAUAAUAUAUUUUAGUAUGAAAAUUUGGAAAGUUGAUAAGAUUUAAAGUAGAGAUGCAAUCGGUUCUCUUGCAUUGAGAUUUGAUUUAACAGUGUUAUGUUAACAUUUAUACUUGCCUUGGACUGUAGAACAGAUGAAUUAAAAUGGGAAUGUAUUAAUUUUACAAUUGCAAUCAAUUCAUUUUACCUUUACCCAGUUUUUAAUAUAAAGCUCUUAAAUUUUGAAAUUCACUGUGUGACUAAUAGCAUGAUGCUCUGCAGUUUUAUUAAGAGAUUAGCCUAACCAUAAAACUCUCAUUUCCUUAGUAAGCCAAAUUAGAGUAAUCUUAUAAACAGUGUUGGGAACAACGUUUAACUUUUUUGUGCCAAUUUGUUCCUGUAUUCAUGUAUGUAUGUUACAAAUCUGAAACUUCAUUUUUAAGUUCCUUGUUACAUCAUGGUCAUUUUCUAGUUUUUUACCAGACUCCCCAUCUCACAAUAAAAUACGUCAACAAGUCUGA